Zootoca vivipara (common lizard) is the source of this 2390-nucleotide messenger RNA. It is a transcript of the gene SCFD2, whose product is annotated as sec1 family domain containing 2. NCBI's taxonomy places the organism in Eukaryota, Metazoa, Chordata, Lepidosauria, Squamata, Lacertidae. The record is from RefSeq and is a predicted model, not a curated record. Gene Ontology annotation, biological process: vesicle-mediated transport.
GCACCCGUGCGACAGCUGCAAAGAUAGGCGUGUGCGGAUUGUGGAGGCCGGCGGUGCUGUCAGCUCCUCUACCCGCUUGUGAAUUGCCGGAGUGGCUUACGAUUUAAGUAUCCCGCGCCGCCUGACGGGCCUCGGAGGUGCACUUCCCGCUUCAACACAUAGCAAAGGGCUUCUUUUCACUUUUGCCUCACUGACACCCCUUGCGGCCCGUCGUCUGGAGUGGUACCCACUGAGAAGUAUCAGGGGGACUCCAGCAAUCCUCUCCCACGAUGUCUUCCUCCUCCACCACCACCUCCUCCUCUCCCACAGCCCCUGCUGGGAUGUCGCAGUUCUGCCAGCAAGCCUGGGGGCAGGUGUUUGCCAAGGCGAAGCGGGCUGUUGUGUUCAUGGACCCUGCUUGUGCCGAAAGCCUUCACUGGGCGUGUGGAGGAGCCGGGAGGUUGCUGCAGGCCGGGGCGAUCAAUGUCAAGGAGUUUUCCAGCUUUGAAUCUGGAGGCGCAGACCAGCCCAAAGCUGUCUUUGUGGUGGGCAGCUUGCUGAAAGGCAGGACGGUGGACAUCAUCCGUGACAUUGUGACUCUCAGCAGCUUCCAGUACUGUGUGGUUUUCACAGCUGUCAGCCAUGCGGUGCACCUUCAAGCCCACAAUGCUCCUGGCACAACUGAGGUUGAAGGUGUCAGCCGGGUGGUCUUUGAACAGUUUGAAGAGAAGCUCUGCCAGUGGAUGGGAAACAUGAACUACACUGCAGAGGUUCAACAUGCCCCUUUGUUCUUGGCACCCAUCUCACCUCAUCUCUUUGUAGCACCUGCCUUCUCCUUGUUUUUCCCCUUGAUGGCUGAGGAUUUGACUCGGAUCAAUAAAACUAGACCGGAGAAGAAGAAAAUUUCCCACUUGAGUGAUGUUGAUUUUUCAUCUCUGUCUUCAGAGUUGCAGCUUCAGAUCAGGUCCUUGGUGUCUGAUUUCAACAGCUUGUUUGAAUACCUCAGUGUGCGGGAGGAAUGUUUUGCUGUUGGGACAAUAAGUAAGAUAAUUGCAGGGGAUCUGGCAAAUUAUGCCCAGGCUAAGACCAGAAGGAAAACUGCACAACACAGAGCUUCUGUCAUCUUUGUGGAUAGGACAUUAGAUUUGACAGGAGCAGUUGGUCAUCAUGGUGACAACCUAGUGGAGAAGAUACUCUCUUCUCUUCCCAAACUUCCAGGUCAUACAAAUGAUGUGAUGAUCAACAUGGUAGAACUCACAAACCUGAAGAGUGAUGAUGCAAGUUGCAGUAUUGUAGCACCAGGCUGCUUGGCACAACCAAAUGAUCCAGCUGCUAAAUCUCUGUGGGAGUCCUUGAUGAAUUUCAAGCAGAAAGAAGCUGUGAUGGAAGUCAGGAGACACCUAGUGGAAGCUGCAAGCAGAGAAAAUUUGCCAAUCAAGAUGAGCAUGGGGAGAGUCACCCCUGAGCAGCUCAGCUCACAUAUCCAACUCUUCAAAAAGAAAUUUGAGGCCAUUGAGAACCAUUGUGGGCUUCUGCAGAUUGCGUUGGCUGUUGUGCAGACACUGAAACACCCUCAGAGUGCCAAAUGGGACAAUUUCCUAGCCUUUGAAAGGCUACUUGUGCAGAAUAUUGGGGAGUCAGCAUUACCUACUGUACUGAACCAAUUGUUGCCUAUCAUCAAGUCUCAUAAGAACAGGACAGAUGAUGAUUAUACCCCCGAAGACUUCCUUGUAUUGCUGGUGUACAUUUACUCCAUAGUUGGGGAACUUAAAACCGGAAAAGAGUUAGAUGAAGCUGAAAGAGAAGUGAAAGAGGCUCUCGUCCAAUCUCUCUGUGGCGAGCCUGAACUGCCUUUCCUAUUGCAGAAAAUAACAGGCUGUGAGUCUUCACUUGAUCUGACAUUUCAAAAGGCCACAGCUGCAGUGAAUGAGAUCUUUAUGACUCUCAAAGAUGUUGCAAGAGCUCGGGCUUACAUGAAGCAGUUUAAUUCUGUACAUAUUCCAGGAAGCCAAAUUCAACAGGCCUCUUAUAAACCAUUGCUGAAACAAGUGGUGGAAGAGAUAUAUAAUCCUGAUCGACCUGACUCUGUUGAUGUUGAGCACAUGUCUUCUGGGCUCACAGACCUUCUGAAAACUGGGUUUAGUAUGUUUAUGAAGGUGAGCCGCCCUCACCCUAGUGAUCACCCUCUGGUGAUCAUCUUCGUGGUCGGUGGUGUGACGGUGUCUGAAGUCAAAAUGGUAAAGGACCUCGUAAUGGUGCACAAGCCCGGAGUACAGGUAAUUGUAUUCUCCACAGCUCUCCUGACACCACUUAGCCUUCUGGAGCUGCUGUUUGCCACGGACCGUCUCCAGCCAGACAUUGGCAUUUGACAAGCCAACAGUCUUAUCACAGAAGAUGAGCACCAAGCCCAA